AUGAGCUUCUCUAUAUACGACUUGGAUGAAGAUAUUCUCCAACUACUCAAUCUUGAUAACUUUUUAGGAGGUUUGUCUGUUAAUGAUUUUGUUGAAGAGCUAAGUAAGGAUCAUUUUUUGAAAGGUGCCGAAGUCAAUAAACUAGAAUAUUUAGAUCCUAAACCCUAUAUAAGAACAUUUGAGUCAACGCUAAGGGAGUUAAAGCAAUUGAAUAAUAGGGCCUUAGCUAAAAAUUCACAAGCUGAAAAGGAAGUUGAGGAUUAUGAAUUAAAACACAGUGAAAAUGUACUUGAACUUUCAUCCAAAGUAGAUAGAAUAACUAGAAAAUUUGGCAAUUUGGAUACUAAAAUAUCAGAAGUCUCUACCAGGAUUGACCCGUUAGGGAAUUCGUUAAAUAAGAUCACUAAUUCAAGGGAUAGAUCAACUGAAACGAUAUUUUUGAUUAGAGCUUACCAUGGAUUUUAUACUAAGGAGAAAUACGACCCUCUUGAAAAGCUUAGAAUCAGCAAAGUGUACGAAGACAAGAUUAAAUGUGCCAAAACAGUCAGCAAUCUACUUACUUUAGCAAAGAAAAUUGCAUCUCCUGAUUUACCGAAGACUGAACACUGCGUUACUGUUAUAGAAAAGUUUAGUGAAACAAUGGAAAAAGAAUUGCUAAAGAAAUUUGAUGUAUAUUAUGAAUGUGAUGAGUAUGAUAGAAUGAAAGAAGUUGCUAAUAUUUUGCAUCAAUUUAAUGGCGGUGCCACAGUAGUACAAUUAUUUUUGAAUAAACAUGAUUUUAUGUUGGAUACAGAAAAUUUGGAUGACAAUUCAUUACUCGAUAAUGAGGCUAUAUGGAACAAAUUAUCAGAUCCUGAUUUCGGAGAAAAUGUUAAGGAUGAAUCUACAGAAGCAUUGCUUGAUGGAUUAAAAAUAUCAAUCAAAGGACAAGCAAGAAUCGUUCAGCAAGUUUUUGAAGAUGCUACACCUGUUUUGAAGAUUUUUAUCCAAAGAAUAUAUGCACAAAUUAUUCAAAAUAAGAUCAGCACACUUCUUCAAUAUUCUCUAUCAGUAAGUACAUUGGCCCAUGUCAGAGUUUUACAUUCUUUAUACGUUUUGGUUGGUGAUUUUACAAAAGACGUCAAAGAAUUUUUAACUACAAAUGAAUUAGAUAAGAGUAAUGAAUUGUGCCCAAUAUUAGAUCAAUGUUAUUAUGAUUUAUUCAUUGAAUACACUUCUGAAAGCAUAUAUUUUAACAGGGAAAAAAAGAAUUUAGAAGACACUAUUUACAGUAUUGUUCAAAAAUUCAAUUCAUACAACGAAAAGGCAUUAUCCAACAAAUAUUUAUCAACAAAGCUUGAAAAUUUAGAUAACUUAGAAUAUAACGAAAAGUCUCCCCAGGAGCAUGAUAGAUUUAGCUUCCAUUUCUCCGAAAAGAAGAGGCUAAAUCAAUUUACAAAUUUCAUGAAAACUCAUUUAUCUGAACGAAAUACAAGAAACUCGACUGACCUAGAAAAGCAUGAUACCGACUAUGAAAGAUAUUCUAAUUUAAACAUAAGUGAGGUUGAGACAGUGAUUAAAUCUGCGAUUGAAUCAGUUGCCCGCAUUUUGGAAUUGGCCCCCAAUAAGACACCAGAGUAUACUUUAGAAAUCAUUGAGAUACUUCUUUUUGACUUUGGCAAGCUUUAUAUAAGUGCUGGAUUAGAGGUAGCGUAUGAUACACUCAAGCAAGAACUGUCAAAUUCUAAGAUUAACUCUAAUCAACCUAUGGAUUUAAGUUACUUAAGCACCUUUAAAUUGACAAGUGAAAUUUUAUAUUUAUUAUCAUCAUGCAUAAAAAAGAUUAUGCUACCAUGUGCUGUCAAUUCUCCCACUAUUAAAAAUCGAAUGAGUAGCUUGUCGAAUAGUUAUAUAUCGCGAUGUGAAGUUUCCCUUAAUAUUAUUAUUGGUGAUACAAUUGCUAUGAUAUGUAACAGAGUUGCAUACUUGUUAACAAGACAAAAAAAGAAGGACUUCUUAUGUGAAAAUAUAGUGGAAGAUGACACUGAGGCAUGCGAAGAGGUGUCCGAAUUUUUAACAGACUCGCAUGAAAAGGUUACAUUAUAUUUAAAUAAUUCUAACCUUACGAAUGUCUUGGUUAAGAUAGGAAUGAACUUUUUGAACCAGCUUUUGGAGCAUUAUAAAAAAUUUGUGGUUAACUCUACUGGAGGUAUUAUUUUAACAAAAGAUGUGAUAAGAUUUCAAUCUGUUAUUGAUGAAUGGCAAAUAAACGAAUUAUCGGAACAUUUUCUAUUAUUAAAGGAGAUUGGGAAUUUAUUUACAGUACAUCCAAACUUAAUCAAUUCUUUGGUUACAGAAGGCCAAUUGGCAAAUUUAAAACCCUAUGCUAUAAGACAAUAUAUCUCAAAGAGAACUGAUUUCAAUCCAAGCUACUUGGAAAAAUUUUUCAAUUUUAAAUGA
This is a messenger RNA of Debaryomyces fabryi, 2439 nucleotides long. It is a transcript of the gene SEC10, whose product is annotated as exocyst subunit. NCBI's taxonomy places the organism in Eukaryota, Fungi, Ascomycota, Pichiomycetes, Serinales, Debaryomycetaceae. Gene Ontology annotation, biological process: exocytosis; Golgi to plasma membrane transport. The record is from RefSeq and is a predicted model, not a curated record. Gene Ontology annotation, cellular component: cytoplasm; exocyst. Bases 1 to 2439 code for a protein of 812 amino acids. The transcript has a single exon.